Messenger RNA from Wyeomyia smithii (pitcher-plant mosquito), 772 nucleotides. RefSeq lists its product as uncharacterized. The record is from RefSeq and is a predicted model, not a curated record. The coding region runs from base 143 to 592 and encodes 149 amino acids. Lineage: Eukaryota; Metazoa; Arthropoda; Insecta; Diptera; Culicidae. The transcript is spliced from 2 exons.
CAGCCAGCGAGUAUAGUGAGUGGUGAGGAAAUAAAGUGAUUUGUUUUAUUCUUAGAAGAAUCCGCAGCUAGCAAGUGAUAAACUAAUCGACUAGUUCAGUUAACUUUAGUUACCCGUUUGUUUAUAAUAUAGUACCAGGAAAAUGGUCGCAGCCAAAACUGUUCACAGAAGCGAGAUAAUCUGUCUAGUGGCUCUCGUCUCUGCCGUAAUGGGCUUUCCAGUCACACCAGAUGAUGAAGCUGCGCACGGAUCGCCAACAAAUGCAGCUGCGAAUUUUAACACCAAAACUGUCAUCGCUAGCAACGCGCCAAGUGGGUCGACACCCUCCCUCACAAUCCCACUCGAGGAUGAUUCAGUUUCGUCGACUAUAAAUCAGCUCCAAGAGCUCCACAAUCGGCAAAAACGGGUAAUUAUAUUUCGCCCAAUAUUCGUCUAUCGCCAGCAGCAGCUCAAGAAACAAAACUUAAGAAGAGUGCGACAGGAGGAGGAGCAGCAGCAGCAACAAGUUGCAGUAACGACCACGACAAUAAACCGUGCGCCUUAUAUACGACCACAGUGUUUUAAUUGUUACGCUUCUCGAAACGGUUACUAAUUAGGAGACGAAAAUUUGUCAAGCAUCAAAAACACAGGGACUUUUAUUUUUACAACUCAAUGUUGGUCUAAAAAAUGAUUAUGCUCUCACAGCCUAGCUUUGCAAUGUAUAGAAGCGAUUGAGUAGAAAAAGGAAGCAACAAUGUACUUCCUCUAGGCUAGUGCUAAAUAUACCUAAGAU